ACACAUAGAUACAACAGUUUUAUAUAGAGACAAACAUAUAAAAAUAAAUCGUAUACACAAAAAAUAAUUCUAAUUACAAACCUUUUGUUACAUUUUCAAAGAGAAUUUAGGAAGAAAAAAAAAAGAAAUUUAUAUGAAUGGAGACAAAUAUCAGAAAUAGGAGUUGGUUGGGUGAUUGAAACCCUAAUUCUACAUAUUCCCGAUGCUAAAUCGGCUGUAAUUUUUGAUUUGUUUUCAGCUUAAAUUUAAUCUCCGAUCGGCGAGGAAAAUGCCGUCGAACGCGGAUGUAGAUCGGCAGAUCGAGCAAUUGAUGGAGUGUAAGCCGCUGGCGGAAGCGGAGGUGAAGAUACUGUGUGAUCAAGCGAGGGCUAUACUUGUGGAGGAAUGGAAUGUGCAGCCGGUGAAAUGUCCAGUCACUGUUUGCGGUGAUAUUCAUGGACAGUUCUACGAUCUCAUCGAGCUUUUUCGGAUUGGUGGAAAUGCUCCGGAUACCAAUUAUCUCUUCAUGGGCGAUUAUGUUGACCGUGGAUACUACUCAGUGGAGACUGUGACACUCUUGGUUGCUCUGAAGGUCCGUUAUAGAGAUAGAAUUACGAUUCUUAGGGGAAACCAUGAAAGCCGGCAAAUCACUCAAGUGUAUGGCUUUUAUGAUGAAUGCUUGAGGAAGUACGGAAAUGCCAAUGUUUGGAAGUACUUCACUGAUCUUUUUGAUUAUCUACCACUGACAGCACUAAUAGAGAGUCAGAUAUUCUGUUUACAUGGAGGACUCUCGCCUUCUCUGGAUACGCUGGAUAAUAUACGAUCAUUGGACCGUAUACAAGAGGUUCCACAUGAAGGACCAAUGUGUGAUCUCCUGUGGUCUGAUCCAGAUGAUCGUUGUGGUUGGGGAAUAUCACCCCGAGGAGCUGGUUACACCUUUGGACAGGAUAUAGCAUCUCAGUUCAACCACACCAAUGGGCUCAAUCUGAUUUCUAGAGCCCAUCAACUUGUCAUGGAGGGUUUUAAUUGGUGUCAGGAUAAGAAUGUUGUGACAGUAUUUAGUGCUCCAAACUAUUGUUACCGGUGUGGAAACAUGGCUGCAAUUCUAGAAAUAGGUGAAAACAUGGAGCAGAAUUUCCUUCAGUUUGACCCAGCUCCGCGGCAGAUAGAGCCUGACACCACAAGGAAGACUCCUGAUUACUUUUUGUGAUCCCAAUGCUUGCAUUAAUUGUUUGCAGCUCAUCAAUGUCGUAUUGCUGUAGAUGUGUCUUAAAAAAGAGGAGUUCUGUCAUUUGAGGAUUAUUAUCAACAUCAUUCUUUUGUUUGGAGUUCGUUCUGCUGCUGGCUUUGAAUGUGUACCAGAGGUUCAUCAGAGAGUUGAGAAGAGGCAAUGACCGUUUGUGUGUAUAUUCUUUUCUAAAAGGGAGUAGCAAUAACAUGGUGCAUCGUGUUCUAUAAAUUUGAAUUUUGUGCUAGAAAACAGGUCCCAUCCCAAGUCAUUCGUCAGUGGCUGACGAGACGCCACAAAAUUCGUGCAUGAUGAUAACUAUUAAUAUUUGUGCCAUUUCUAACGGCAUUCCCUUGGAUAUGGUCCCCCCCCCCCCCCCCCCUUUCUGGACAUAUUUCGAACUCUGCAGAAAAGAUGAAGAGGGAGUACUAGGCGUUGGUCUGUAUAUUUGGGACCAUAAUUAUUCUAGAUAUACGAUGGUCAGUUGACAUUUUCCUUUUUGUUGCUGUCUUUGAUGAACCAUAGAAGUAGAAUAUGCAGUUCUUGCAAAUUGUUGAUUACUGUCCACUAAUCUAAAACUAUUUUUUUUUUUCUGAAACGUUUUGUAAAUUAUUUGUGAAGUCUUAAGACAGCUUCAUAGGCCUGUA
Molecule: messenger RNA, 1854 nt
Organism: Nicotiana tabacum (common tobacco)
Lineage: Eukaryota; Viridiplantae; Streptophyta; Magnoliopsida; Solanales; Solanaceae
Product: serine/threonine-protein phosphatase PP2A-2 catalytic subunit-like
Molecular function (GO): protein serine/threonine phosphatase activity
Source: RefSeq, a predicted model, not a curated record